AUGUCCCUAAACGCCCGUCAAAUCCCGCGCCUCUCCCGCUCACUGGCGCGCCUCUCCUCAACAACCGCCUCAUCCUCAUCCUCGCGCCUCGCAUCAACAGUCUACACCUAUCCACCCCCCAUCCCGGACGCCUCAACAUCAUCCACACCCCAGAACCUCACCGAGAAGCAACGAGAAGCGCUGGAUGCGGCGCUGAGAGUUGACCAGGCGGGCGAGAUCGCUGCGAACUGGAUUUAUGCGGGGCAGGCGGCUGUGCUGGGGAGGGAUAAGCGGUUGGGAGGGUUGAUUGAGGAAAUGUGGGAUCAAGAGCGCAAACACCUAUCCGUUAUGGACAAGCUACAAGUCCAACACCAAAUACGCCCAACAUUACUCUCGCCCGUAGCCAAAGUAGCCGGCUUCGCGCUAGGCGCCACAACCGCGCUUAUGGGCAAAGAAGCGGCCAUGGCAUGCACAGAAGCAGUCGAGACUGUCAUCGGGGAGCAUUACGACGAUCAGUUGAGGGAGUUCGAGCCCUUUACGGACGCACACCCGUCGCUGCCGUUGCUAUGCGACAUCAUAAAGGAGUUCAGGGACGACGAGCUCGAGCAUCUUGAUAUAGCCGUCGCGAACGAUAGCCAGAAGGCUCCAGCGCACGCGUUGUUGAGUAGUGUUGUGGGUGCGGGGUGUAAGGUCGCUAUCGAGCUGUGCAAGCGUAUAUAG
Molecule: messenger RNA, 699 nt
Organism: Peniophora sp. CBMAI 1063
Lineage: Eukaryota; Fungi; Basidiomycota; Agaricomycetes; Russulales; Peniophoraceae
Source: the annotation of a GenBank genome assembly